Messenger RNA from Frankliniella occidentalis (western flower thrips), 1640 nucleotides. RefSeq names its product protein SET (gene Set). Gene Ontology annotation, cellular component: nucleus; chromatin. NCBI's taxonomy places the organism in Eukaryota, Metazoa, Arthropoda, Insecta, Thysanoptera, Thripidae. The transcript has 2 exons. Bases 230 to 1081 code for a protein of 283 amino acids. The record is from RefSeq and is a predicted model, not a curated record. Gene Ontology annotation, molecular function: histone binding; chromatin binding. Gene Ontology annotation, biological process: nucleosome assembly.
CCUUGUCGCUACGGUGCGUCAGUCAAUGACACCAUCUUGACUUGUUUGUGUUCGUACGCUCGCUGGGCGAUUGGGCGCUACCAUAGUUGUGUGAAAUUUGUCUCGUAGGCCGUUUAAUUAUCGGAAAGGAGAGGUCCUUUGCUUUACGCCCCAACUGCCGUCGACUCAAGUUGACUGGCAGGGAUUGCAGAGGCAAGUUUCCUACGUGGACUCAAAUUUUUCAAGUAAAAUGUCGGCCAGUGGGCCUUCACCCAAGAAGGCGCGAAAGGAGGGUUCAGUAGAGGGAGAUGAAGGAAGAGACUAUGAUGUUGAAACACAAAAGGCUCUUGAAGAGAUUGACGCCUGUCAAAAUGAAAUUGAUGUUUUAAAUGAAAAAGCUAGCGAAGAGAUCUUGAAAGUAGAGCAGAAAUACAACAAACUCAGAAAACCUUUCUUUGAGAAGCGAAAUGAUAUUAUUAAGAGGAUACCGAAUUUCUGGGUAACUGCUUUUGUGAACCAUCCUCAAAUUUCUGAUAUCCUUGAAGAGGAUGAAGAAGAUGCUCUUCACUACAUGACUAAAUUGGAAGUGGAAGAGUUUGAAGACAUUAAGUCAGGCUACAGAAUUAAUUUCCACUUUGGUGAAAAUCCUUAUUUUGACAAUGAUGUCCUAACUAAAGAGUUCCAUCUUGGGUCAUCUGGAGAUCCAGCUUCUCAAAGUACAGCAAUCAAGUGGAAGGGUGAAAAUGAUCUCUCCAAGAAAAACAAGGAAAGAAAUGGCGUCAAUAAGGGGAGGAAACGUUUCAUGGAAACUAAAACCUUCUUCAAUUGGUUUGCUGAUCACACUGAUCCCUCAGCUGACGAUGUUGCUGAAUUGAUAAAGGAUGAUUUGUGGCCUAACCCGCUCCAAUAUUAUCUUGUUCCUGACAUUGAAGUCGAAAAUGGUGUUGAAGGUGAUGAGGAAGGAAGUGGGGAUGACGACUCAGUGGUUGUGGAAGUAGAAGGGGAAGAGGAAGAAGAUGAUGGUGGAGAUGGUGAAGAGGGUGGGGAGGAGGAUGGGGGUGAGGAAGGAGUUGAUGAAGAGGGUGAUGAUGAUGAUGCUUGAAAACCAUGUGAUGAUGUUAUGGACAUGAUCUUGUAAAACCGAGUGGACUGCCUCAAUCAAGUAGAGAGCCUCUCCUUAUAUGAAGAUUUGAAUCGGUAGGGAAGAAUGAGCAGACAAGUUUUAAUCCUUUUUGAUGUAUAGAAACACUUCUGUGAAUCAUUUACUUGUAAAAGUUUCUCUUUACCAUUGCUGUAGGUUUCUUUCCCCUUGUUUUGCCUCAUUUAUUCCUGUUCAUGCUGUUGUGUUGACUAGCCAUGUGAAAUUGUAAUAAGUGUGUGAAAGUGUGAGUGUGUGCAACAGGAUUAUUUUUAUAUUUUGUAUGUAUUUCGUUUAGAUUUUUUUUGGGAGCACUGCAGUGGGGAGACGUUUCAUCUUUUCUGUUCUUUGAUGCAUGACACUUUUAGUGGAUCUUUGAUUCCCUUUUGUUUUAUUGUUCUAAAUUUAACAACUUGUAUUAGACUUAAAAAUUAUGUCACCAUCAAGAGAUCUUUAUAGUGUAGCAGCAUAAUCUGUACUAGAAUUAAUUGACCUUAAUUAAAUAUAUUACAUGGUAUACUUA